AUGGAAACUCCAGAGGAGUGUCUUCUGCUCGAGGACCUAAGUCAAGUAAUGAUUCAAAGUAAUUCAAAUACAGAACUAGUAGAUGCUGAAGGUGAUAGUACUCUAAAUACCCCACCACCAGAAAACGGGGAUGCUGAUGGUGUUCCUCUUCUGGGUCUGGACUUAGUCACUCAAUGCAAUUCAUCUUCACAGGAAGACAACAGUGAUGAUGGUCUUAUCCCACAGUUCAUGGAUUGUAUAAAAGUGCUUGAGAAGGAGAACGAGAUUCUUGUCCCCAUGGUUUCAAGUCAUGUGGACAAAUAUCUUAAAGCCAUGCUUGACUCCGAAUCCAAACCAGAGCUGUCGCCACCGCCACCAGAACUUUAUCCUGACGUCAACAUGGUGGUGGAUGCACUGCCAUCAGGAAUCGUCACGCGCCUUAGCGACACCGCGAAGCAAAUGAUGGAAGCCGGGUUUGAGCGGGAAUGCUGUGACGCGUACAGCAAAUGGCGAAGAGAGUUUCAAGAACAGUGUCUGUCUGCACUUGGGUUGAAAUUGCAAGAGCUCAAGAUAGAGGACUUUGAGAAUUGGAUAAAAACUUGCAAGGCAGCGGUAAAGAUAAUGUUUCCCAAUGAAAGGAGACUCAGCAAUAUUGUCUUCUCGGGGUUUCAUAGAGCUGCGGACGUCUCUUUCACGGAGGUUUGCAUGAAAUUGACGAUUUGUCUAGUGAGUUUUGCCGAUACCAUCAUAACAACAACAACAACGACAACAACUGAUCAGAGUUAUUUGCUGCCAAAUUUUUUGUCCAGUGUCAUUCCUGAAAUGUCGAAAUCAUUGCAUGAGCUGAAUCAGGAGUCACUCUUACACGGAUUUUGUAAGGACGGUAUCUUGCUCGAAGCUGAUGUGAAGAAGGUUCAUGAAAGAUUUGAAAUUUUUAAGGCGUUUGCAAAUCUUAUUUACAUUAAUACUGCUCAGGAAACUGUCGCCGGUGGAGGAGGGCUUCAUCUGAUUACCCAGCAAGCAACGAACUACAUCGAUCAUGUUUGUGAAUCUUUCGGAGAAACUGUCCGAGAAUACAAGAUUAUUCCUGGAAGAGAGGGAAAAUCUUCAUUUUCUGAGCUGCUAGCCAGGAUGAUAGAGUUGUUAGAGAGCAUUUUGGAAACCAAGUCCAGAGACGACUACACUGACCCUGCAUUGGGCUAUGUUUUUAUGAUGAAUAAUCUCUGGUACAUUGGACAAGAGGCAUGUAAAUGGAGAUCCCUUGUGGACGGAAGAACCAUAUUAGAUGAUCAUUGGUUCCAACAAAACACAACAAAGGUGGAACAAAACUGUAAACUCUAUCAAAGAAGCUCAUGGAAUAAGAUGCUGGACAUUUUGAAGCUAGAGGGAAACGAGUCAGUGGCGCCACCUAAUGUGGUAGCAGAGUCAAUGAAAGAUAAGCUCAAUUUGUUCAACCUACAGUUUGAGAAGAUAUACUUCUUUCAAUCUACAUGGAUUCUCUCUGAUCAUAAGCAACUAAGGGAACAAGUUAUAAAUUCCAUAGACAGCACCUUGUUGCCAGCAUAUGGAAAAUUUAUUGACAGGUUUCAGGAUGUUCUUGGUGAGCGUGCUUGUGAGUAUAUUGAGUAUGGAAUUGUAGACAUUCAAAAUCGUCUCAGCUGUUUGUUUCUUCUAAGUGAGUAG
Molecule: messenger RNA, 1662 nt
Organism: Glycine soja
Lineage: Eukaryota; Viridiplantae; Streptophyta; Magnoliopsida; Fabales; Fabaceae
Product: exocyst complex component EXO70B1-like
Exons: 1
Coding region: 1-1662 (553 amino acids)
Biological process (GO): exocytosis
Cellular component (GO): exocyst
Molecular function (GO): phosphatidylinositol-4,5-bisphosphate binding
Source: RefSeq, a predicted model, not a curated record